AUGACGAACCUCAAGCGCAAGGGCUCGUCCAUGGUCAAGCCUGACCCAGCCAGGUCCACCAAGAAGAACAAGGACUACGCCCCAAUCCUCAACAACCAGGGAUGUCACGUCAUCAACGCCAGAAACCCUUAUAACAAUGUCGAGGAAGUUGACCAAGCUCUGGCCAAAUUGCAGGAGGAAGCAAGGAUUCUCACACAGACAUUUGCCGAGGUCGAUACUGACGAACGAGCCAUAACCAAGCAGAUGGACCAACGCCUUCGCCAACAGCUUCAGCCAACCGAUACUCCAAGCCGCACCGACACAGCCAACAAUGGUCAAUCCGCUGGCCAAACCGUGGCCCAGCCACAGAACAAGCAGCCCGUCGAUAUGGCCAUCGCCAUCGCAGGUAUGUUCGACAUGUACGAAGCAGCCAUCGUAGGCAGGAUCACCCACCAGGACUCCGCCAAGGGUAUGACCAACUGGAAGGCCAACAUUUACACUUUCGCCGAGCAGUUCAUCCAGGAUCAAGCUGAGCCAAAGCCCCAGCAAGAGGCACCGCCUGCCUACUUACAUCCUGAAGAAUACAAGUCCAGCCUGCUUCAGAACGCCAGCAACGCCUAUCCUUUCGAAGCACAGCGUAAUGAACAAACGGUCGCCAAGCCCACGCCUGCGCAGCCGUCAGCCACCAGCCACCACAAGGUGAUGGCUAAGCCGUCGCCCAGCGCGACCGUCAACAACAAAGCAAUGCAGCGAGCCACCGAGAGUUCCCAGUUCUGGAAAGCCGUGGCCAACGCACUGGCUAGCUAUCUGAAAGCUAACAGCAUUGACCAAACCGCCAGCCUUGAUGAUGUUGAGUCCGCGCCCAAGGGAUGGUCAUACUUUAGAGCCAACAAGAAGACCUACGUGUUGCCGCAGGCAAUUGGCCUCGCAGUCUACUACAUGUACAAGCAGCACUUCCAGGAAGGAGGCCUGCAGAUGUUCAACGCCGACACCAUUCUGAGCAUGUUAGAGGUGCCUGUGAUUAACGACGCGGUCAUCACGCAUACGAAGGGCACUAUGAACGCGAUGAUCCCCGCCAUUGACAAGGCCUACCUGGUGGCCAAAGAAACCUACGCUGCGACCGGCAAAGCCGGCGACAUGGGCAUCACUAUCGACGCUGACAAGGUCGAGUACGUGACCCGACAAGUAGCUGUCUACAACAGAUGGUUCAAGAGACCUGGCUGCGACAUCACAAGCUGGGUUACCCUCUACAACAAGCCUAACCUCAUGGCCAAGGAAAUGGAGUCCGUGGACUUCGCCCAAGCGUGCCUCGACCUGGACCUCACUGUCAACAAAUCCAUCAUGCCACGCGAAAUGGAGGGAGCGCGGCCGCAAGCGCCCGAGAUCCUGUGGUUGAAAAGGCGUCGCGACAACCAAAUAGCCAAACAAUAG
This is a messenger RNA of Colletotrichum graminicola M1.001, 1410 nucleotides long. RefSeq lists its product as uncharacterized. The record is from RefSeq and is a predicted model, not a curated record. The transcript is spliced from 2 exons. NCBI's taxonomy places the organism in Eukaryota, Fungi, Ascomycota, Sordariomycetes, Glomerellales, Glomerellaceae. Bases 1 to 1410 code for a protein of 469 amino acids.